This is a messenger RNA of Orycteropus afer afer, 3132 nucleotides long. It is a transcript of the gene ITGA2B, whose product is annotated as integrin subunit alpha 2b. Gene Ontology annotation, molecular function: integrin binding. The coding region runs from base 1 to 3132 and encodes 1043 amino acids. The record is from RefSeq and is a predicted model, not a curated record. Gene Ontology annotation, biological process: angiogenesis; cell-matrix adhesion; cell-cell adhesion. NCBI's taxonomy places the organism in Eukaryota, Metazoa, Chordata, Mammalia, Tubulidentata, Orycteropodidae. The transcript is spliced from 30 exons. Gene Ontology annotation, cellular component: integrin complex; external side of plasma membrane.
AUGGCCAGAGCUUUGUGUCCACCGCAUUCCCUCUGGCUCCUGGGGUGGGCACAGCUGCUUUUAGGACCCUGUGGUACUCCUCCAGCCCAGGCCUUGAACCUGGACCCAGUGCACCUCACCACCUACACAGGCCCCAAUGGCAGCCACUUUGGAUUUUCACUGGACUUCUACAAGAACAGCCAUGGAAGAGUGGCCAUCGUGGUGGGCGCCCCUCGGACCCUAGGCCGUGGCUGGGAGGAGACCGGCGGCGUGUUCCUGUGCCCUUGGAGGGUCGAGGGCGGCCAGUGCACCUCGUUGCCCUUCGACCUCAGAGAUGAAACCCAAAAAGUGGGUUCCCAAACCUUUCAAACCUUCAAGGCUGGGCAAGGACUGGGGGCGUCGGUCGUCAGCUGGAACGACAACAUUGUGGCCUGCGCCCCCUGGCAGCAUUGGAAUGUGCUAGAAAAGACUGAAGAGGCCGAGAAGACGCCCGUAGGUGGCUGCUGGGUGGCUCAGCUCCAGAGCGGCGGCCGCGCGGUAUACUCGCCCUGCCGUGCCAACACCAUGACCGAAACUUACAAAAACAGUACAAUUAGCGACAAGCGCUACUGCGAAGCAGGCUUCAGCUCCGUGGUCACCCAGGCUGGGGAGCUGGUGCUCGGGGCCCCCGGGGGCUAUUAUUUCUUAGGGCUCCUGGUCCGGGCUCCAAUCGCCGAUAUCGUCUCAAGUUACCGUCCAGGCACCCUCUUGUGGCACCUGUCCUCUCAGCACUUCACAUUCGACUCCGGCAACACCAGGUUCUUCGACGGCUACCGGGGGUACUCGGUGGCGGUGGGCGAGUUCGACGGGGACCCGAGCACUACAGAGUAUAUCUUCGGUGCCCCCACCUGGAGCUGGACCCAGGGAUCGGUGGAGAUUUUGGACUCAUACUUUCACACACUGCACCGGCUGCAUGGAGAUCAGAUGGCUUCAUAUUUUGGGCACGCCGUGGCUGUCACUGACAUUAAUGGGGAUGGGAGGCAUGACCUGCUGGUGGGUGCACCACUGUACAUGGACCGUCGCACUGACCGCAAGCUGGCAGAGGUGGGGCGUGUGUACUUGUACCUGCAGCCCUCUGGCCCCCACCUGCUGGGUGCUCCCAGCCUCCAGUUGACCGGCACCCACCUCUAUGGACGAUUUGGUUCUGCCAUCGCUCCCCUGGGUGACCUCGACCGGGAUGGCUACAACGAUGUUGCAGUGGCCGCCCCUUACGGAGGUCCCAGUGGCAGGGGCCAAGUGCUGGUGUUCCAGGGUCAGAGUGAGGGCCUGAGCUCACGCCCAUCCCAGGUCCUGGAAAGCCCCUUCCCCAAAGGCUCUGGCUUUGGCUUCUCCCUGCGAGGUGCCACAGACAUCGAUGACAACGGAUAUCCAGACCUACUGGUGGGAGCUUAUGGGGCCAGCAAGGUGGCUGUGUACAGAGCUCAGCCUGUGGUGAUGGCCAGUGUCCAGCUGCUGGUACAAGAUUCACUGAAUCCUGCUGUGAAGAACUGUACUCUGCCCCACACCAACACAACAGUGAGCUGCUUCAACAUCUACAUGUGUGUGGGAGCCACUGGGUACAACAUUCCUCAAAAGCUGCGCCUGAAUGCUGAGCUGCAGCUGGACCGGCAGAAGCCACGCCAGGGCCGGCGGGUGCUGCUUCUGGGCUCUCAGCAAGCCAGCACCACCCUGCACCUGGACCUGGGCGGGAGGCACAGCCCUGUCUGCCACACUGCCCAGGCUUUCCUGCGAGAUGAGGCCGACUUCCGGGACAAGCUGAGCCCCAUUGUGCUCAGUCUCAACUUGUCCCUGCAGCCUGACAAGGCUGGAUUGACCCCUGCCCUUGUGCUGCAUGGAGACACCCACGUCCAGAAGCAGACUCGCAUCAUCCUGGAUUGUGGGGAGGACGACCUGUGUGUGCCCCAGCUUCAGCUCACUGCCGAAGUGAGGGGCUCCCCACUCCUGAUUGGGGCUGACAAUGUGCUGGAACUGUGGGUGGACGCUGCCAAUGAAGGCGAGGGGGCCUAUGAGGCUGAGCUGACUACUCACCUGCCUCCAGGUGCCCACUACAUGCGGGCCCUCAGCAACAUUCAGGGGUUUGAAAGACUCAUCUGUAACCAGAAGAAGGAGAACGAGAGCAAGGUGGUGCUGUGUGAGCUGGGCAACCCCCUGAAGAAUGAUGCCCGGAUAGGAAUCACCAUGUUGGUGAGUGUGGGGAACCUGGAAGAGGCUGGAGAGUAUGUGACCUUCCAGCUGCAGAUCAAGAGCAAGAACAGCCAGAAUCCAAACAGUCAAGUGGUGCUGCUGCAUGUGCCAGUCCAGGCAGAGGCCCAAGUGGAGCUGCGAGGGAACUCCUUUCCAGCCUCCCUGGUGGUGGCAGCUGAAGGUGACAGGGAGGAGAAAAGCUCAGACAGCUGGGGCCCCAAAGUGGAGCACACCUAUGAGCUCCACAACAAAGGCCCUGGUGCUGUCAGCGGCCUGCACCUCAGCCUGCACCUCCCCGGCCAGUCCCAGUCCUGGGACCUGCUCUAUAUCCUGGACGUGCAGGCCCAGGGGGGGCUCCAGUGUUCUCCAGAGCCAUCCCCUAACCCCUUCAAGCUGGACUGGAAGCUGCCCACCCCCAGCCCAUCCCCAGUUUACCCAGCCCAUAGAAAGCGGGAGCGUAGACAGGCGCUCUGGCCAGGCUCGCAGCAGCCCUCAGGGCUCCAGGACCCAGUUCUAGUGGACUGCAACUCCUCGGCGCCCUGUACUGAAGUGCGGUGUGAGCUACAGGAGAUGGCGCGCGGGCAGCGGGCCACGGUUACCGUGUUGGCUCUCCUGUGGCUGCCCAGCCUUCGCCAGAGGCCGCUGGAUCAGUUUAUCCUGCAGUCCCGUGCUUCGUUCAACGUAUCUGCCCUUCCCUACACGGUGCCUGCCCUCAGCCUGCCCAGCGGCAAAGAGCUAGUGCAGACGCAGGUGCUUCGAGUCUUGGAGGAGAGAGACAUUCCUCUCUGGUGGAUUCUGGUAGGCGUGAUGGGUGGUUUGCUGCUGCUCACCCUCCUGGUCCUGGCCAUGUGGAAGGCCGGCUUCUUCAAGCGGAAUCGCCCUCCCCUGGAGGAGGACGAUGAGGAGGAGGACGAUGAGGAGCAGGAGUGA